This is a messenger RNA of Cucurbitaria berberidis CBS 394.84, 1098 nucleotides long. RefSeq lists its product as uncharacterized. Bases 219 to 794 code for a protein of 191 amino acids. NCBI's taxonomy places the organism in Eukaryota, Fungi, Ascomycota, Dothideomycetes, Pleosporales, Cucurbitariaceae. The record is from RefSeq and is a predicted model, not a curated record. The transcript has a single exon.
AACCCCGCCUACCCCUCUAUCACUUGCAAGAACGCGUCUUAAUAGUCAAAACUCCAUUGCUACUUACUCUUGUCCUCAACAGCGAAAAGAGACGCGUCAUUCGGUUCGAAGAGGAUCAUUGAAGCAGGAACGCCAACCUUCGCUCUUCCAUACACAGCUAUACCAUCAUUCGGCCAGAACGAACUAUCUCAAUCAUUCCCGCGCCUGAAGAGAUCACCAUGGCUACGCCUUCACCACAAACAUGGACGCUUCGCCUCAAAUCCCGCAAAACCACUGUCCUCCUCCACGUCGACCCACUUCAUACCUUCCCCACGAUCAAAUCAUACCUAUAUGACGCUCUCCAAGAAACAGACCUCAAAGACGCUGAGACCGGCGAAUCAAUACCAAUGCCCGCGUCACCGUCAGAAAUCCAGUUCGGCCGGCCAGUCAACAUCAACGAUGCGCACGAAGGCUUCCAACUAGGCGAGUGGGAGUACGCAGCGGCCGAGGAAGAAGCUGAGGGCAAGGGAAAAGCAAAGGCGGGGCGCAAGUCAAAUGGCGGGACAAUAGCGAGUGCGGCAAAUGUGAAGAACUGUCCGAAGGGUGCGGGGCUGAAAGAUGGUGCUGUUCUGGCGUUUAGGUGGGCGGGUGAUGGAAAUUGGGAUGGGGAUGAUGGCGAUAUGGAUGUUGAUCUGGAUAAGGGAGGAAGUGGGAAGGAGGCAGAUAUGUGGGGUGUUAAGCUGGCAAGCUUUGAAGAUGCUUAUGGAGUGGACAACGAGACAGAUGUCGGCGGUGGACGGGAGUUUGAAGGAUGAGGAAGAAACACGACCGGAUGAACUCACUUCUAAGUCUGGGCAAACAGAGGGGCGUUCAAGUGUAUUGCAUUUUCAGGAGUCCUCAACAAGACAGUAUUAAGCUACCACUUCCUAGUUGCGGGUAAUUAUAGUUUCCGAACUUUGCAUGGUAUGCGAUGGCAUGGAAUUAAAUGUAGGGUAUGCGUGGCUCUUGGAAAUCAUCUCCUCUGAGGAGAGUGCUCUAAACAAUGAAAGAGCGUUUAGAUAUACGCGAUAUACGUGGCAAUAUAAAAAGGCGGUAGAAAUCCGUGAAUAAACACGCGAA